CAUCGCCGCCAUGCGAAGCGCGAUUAUGUUACCGAGACCACUGUCGUCACCGUCACUGGCGCCGAGGUAGUUGUUUUGGUUGACGAGCACGGCGUCCCUUAUUCGACCUACACGGAGCCUGUCGGUCAGGUCACUGCGACUCCGGUCAGGGAGGCCUCUACGACAACAUCUACGACAACAUCCACAGUCACAAUGACAAUCUCGUCCACCGAGGCUCCGACUUAUAUUACUCCAAUGGCGACUCCAGAGCCUACGUCCAGUGCAGUUGAAACUUCUGCCCCGCCAAGCGAGACCCCAACCCCUUCAUCUGCCCCUUCUUCGUUGUCUAUUGAAGAACCCUCUUCUUCCGCUCCGGCGACCUCUGCCGCUCCAGCUACUUCCGCCGCUCCAGCUACCUCAGCCGCCCCUGCGCCUUCAGCUACACAAGCCCCAUCUGGCGCCUCUGGGGUUAUUACCUCUGGCGUUGCGUGGGAUCCGUUCACUGGAUCAAGCUCGUCCACCACGUGCAAGAACGAAUCUCAAAUCGCUGAUGAGUUUAACGCGAUGAAAAGCUACGGAGUAGUUCGUCUGUAUGGAACCGGCUGCAAUCAGGUUGCGCUGGGGCUUCAGCAUGCGAGAGAUAACGGACAAAAGCUUAUGCUUGGAAUCUAUGUGCCGACUGAGAAUGUGUCGGACGAUGUCAACAUGUUCUCCGAUGCCAUCAAUCAGUUCGCCAACGGAAAAUGGGAUGACAUCCUUCUCAUUAGUGUCGGAAAUGAGCAAGUCAACUCGCACCAGAUGACAGCCUCCGCCGUGGUCGACGCUAUCAAUGACGCCCGCCAGAAGCUCCAGGCUGUUGGCUAUACUGGACCUAUUGGGACUGUUGACACUGUUCCAGCCACAGUUGACAACCCCUCGCUCUGCCAAAAUUCCGACUACGCCAUGGUCAAUAGCCAUGCUUUCUUCGAUUCCAACACAGCGGCUAAGGAUGCGGGCACUUAUGUCAAAGGCACCGUCCAACAGGUCGAGAACGCGUGCCCUGGCAAGAAGGUCAUCGUCACUGAGUCCGGUUGGCCAUCAUCUGGAGACGCCAAUGGAAAAGCUGUACCCAGCCCACAGAACCAAAAGGAUGCGCUUCAGUCUCUCCGCGACGCUUUCAGCGAUAGCAUCAUAUUGUUCUCUGCCUUCAGCAGUGCCUGGAAGUCCGACUUUGCCGGUUCCUACAACGCAGAGAAGUACUGGGGUUUCAUGUAGAAGGGUGGCCCUUCUCGACAAGCGAACCGCUGGACGGCUGUUGCACAUUCGCGCUCUUACGGCCGGAUAUCCUCUCUUUGGUAUGUCAAUAUGCACUCCCUCCUUUACCACAUUCCCUUCCCUCCAUACAAUGUUUGUUUCAUAAUUACGGCGGCCUCAUACGCUGUACAAAGCCGAGACGGAAAAUAUGGUUGGGCUAAGCGGGAUUUUCAAGUGGAAUGAAAACGGCAUUAUGUGUUAUGAGGGAGCUGAUUUCGGCGGUCUUGUUCCUAUUUUGUCUUCAUUGGCUAUUUCUGCCUUUGAUCGAUAAGAGGACACGGGUCGCUUUGACUUGUUGUACAAUAUAUUUAGGAUGUCAAAUCAGACAUCUGUCACCUGC
Messenger RNA from Mytilinidion resinicola, 1612 nucleotides. Its product is annotated as glycoside hydrolase. NCBI's taxonomy places the organism in Eukaryota, Fungi, Ascomycota, Dothideomycetes, Mytilinidiales, Mytilinidiaceae. The record is from RefSeq and is a predicted model, not a curated record. The transcript is spliced from 2 exons. The coding region runs from base 193 to 1233 and encodes 346 amino acids. Gene Ontology annotation, biological process: cell wall organization. Gene Ontology annotation, cellular component: extracellular region; fungal-type cell wall; cell surface. Gene Ontology annotation, molecular function: 1,3-beta-glucanosyltransferase activity; glucan endo-1,3-beta-D-glucosidase activity.